AUGCCAGAGGCACUCCUGCUCAGGUCUGCCAGCUCCAUCCUGAGGACCGUGUUUUUAAACAGACUACUGUCAGGUGGGCCUGAGUGUGUUCGCAAACUCAGUUUGAACCUGCGGUACCAGCAAGAAGUAAGACCGAAUGUGAAAAGCAGCUCCCUGACUGAUGGGCAGACGCUCUCCAAAGAGCCCCUAAGCCAUGCUCUCAAACUCUCGACCCCAGAGAAGGUGAAAGAUGCCCAGCUGAAUCCUCCAGAGGAGGCGCUAUGGACGACUCGGGCCGACGGGCGCGUCCGCCUACGCAUAGACCCCAUCUGCUCGCAGACGCCCCGCACUAUUCAUCAGAUGUUCUCCGCGACUCUGGACAAGUAUGGGGACCUCAGUGCUAUGGGCUUCAAGCGGCAGGGCACGUGGGAACACAUCUCCUACACCCAGUACUAUCUGCUGGCCCGCAAAGCCGCCAAGGGCUUCCUGAAGCUCGGCCUGGAGCGGGCCCACAGUGUGGCCAUCCUCGCCUUCAACUCCCCGGAGUGGUUCUUCUCAGCAGUGGGCGCAGUCUUCGCAGGUGGCAUCAUCACCGGCAUCUACACGACCAGCUCCCCUGAGGCCUGCCAGUAUAUCGCCUAUGACUGCCGCGCCAACAUCAUCGUGGUCGACACACAGAAGCAGCUGGAAAAGAUCCUGAAGAUCUGGAAACACCUACCACAUCUGAAGGCAGUAGUGAUAUAUAGAGAAGCUCCUCCGACGCGGAUGCCCAACGUGUACACAAUGGAGGAGGUCAUGGAGCUCGGGAACGAGGUGACUGAGGAGGCCCUGGACAUCAUCAUCAACGCCCAGAAGCCUAACCAGUGCUGUGCACUGGUCUACACGUCGGGCACUACUGGGAACCCCAAGGGUGUGAUGCUGAGUCAGGACAAUAUCACAUGGACGGCACGGUACGGCAGCCAGGCUGGUGACAUCCAACCUUCGGAAAUCCAGCAGGAGGUGGUGGUCAGCUACCUGCCGCUCAGCCACAUCGCCGCCCAGAUCUAUGACCUGUGGACAGGCAUCCAGUGGGGGGCCCAGGUCUGCUUUGCCGAGCCUGAUGCUCUGAAGGGGAGUCUGGUGAACACGCUGCGGGAGGUGGAGCCCACGUCCCACUUGGGAGUGCCUCGGGUGUGGGAGAAGAUCAUGGAGCGGAUCCAGGAGGUGGUGGCUCAGUCUGGCUUCAUCCGGCGCAAGAUGCUGCUCUGGGCCAUGUCGGUGACCUUGGAGCAGAACCUCACCUGCCCGAGCAGUGAUCUGAAGCCCUUCACAACCCGACUGGCAGAUUACCUGGUGCUAGCCAAGGUCCGCCAGGCACUAGGCUUUGCCAAGUGUCAGAAGAACUUCUACGGGGCAGCCCCCAUGACUGCGGAGACACAGCACUUCUUCCUGGGCCUCAACAUCCGCUUAUAUGCAGGCUACGGCCUCAGCGAGACCUCAGGCCCCCACUUUAUGUCCAGCCCCUACAACUACCGACUCUACAGUUCCGGCAAGGUGGUGCCAGGCUGCCGGGUGAAGCUGGUGAAUGAGGAUGCAGAGGGCAUCGGGGAGAUCUGCCUGUGGGGCCGCACCAUCUUCAUGGGCUACCUGAACAUGGAGGACAAGACGUGUGAGGCCAUCGACACUGAGGGUUGGCUGCACACGGGAGACAUGGGCCGCCUGGAUGCUGACGGCUUCCUCUAUAUCACCGGGCGUCUCAAAGAGUUAAUCAUCACGGCUGGCGGGGAAAACGUGCCCCCUGUGCCCAUUGAGGAGGCCGUGAAGACGGAGCUGCCGGUCAUCAGCAAUGCCAUGCUGAUUGGAGACCAGAGGAAGUUCCUGUCCAUGCUGCUCACCUUGAAGUGCACUCUGGACCCUGACACCUUUGAGCCCACGGAUAAUCUGACGGAACAAGCUAUGGAGUUCUGCCAGAGGGUGGGCAGCAAAGCCACCACGGUAUCUGAGGUUGUGGGGAAGAAGGAUGAGGCCGUGUAUCAGGCCAUCGGAGAAGGGAUCCAGAGAGUCAACAUGAAUGCAGCUGCGCGACCCUACCACAUCCAGAAGUGGGCCAUUCUUGAGAGGGACUUCUCCAUUUCAGGUGGAGAGUUGGGUCCCACAAUGAAACUGAAACGGCUCGCAGUCCUGGAGAAGUACAAAGAUGUCAUUGAAUCCUUUUACCAAGAGCAGAAAAAAUUCAGAUAUGGAAGAAGUUUCCUCAGUGAAGCUUUCUGCAAUAUCAACUGCAUUGCACACCGACUGACUAAGGACCAAGCACUGUAUCAGGUCCCUGACAUUAGCUAA
Messenger RNA from Budorcas taxicolor (takin), 2298 nucleotides. RefSeq names its product acyl-CoA synthetase bubblegum family member 1 (gene ACSBG1). Lineage: Eukaryota; Metazoa; Chordata; Mammalia; Artiodactyla; Bovidae. The record is from RefSeq and is a predicted model, not a curated record. Gene Ontology annotation, molecular function: long-chain fatty acid-CoA ligase activity. The transcript has 16 exons. The coding region runs from base 1 to 2298 and encodes 765 amino acids. Gene Ontology annotation, cellular component: endoplasmic reticulum; membrane.